This is a messenger RNA of Tarenaya hassleriana, 1676 nucleotides long. Its product is annotated as serine/threonine-protein kinase WAG1-like. The record is from RefSeq and is a predicted model, not a curated record. Gene Ontology annotation, molecular function: ATP binding; protein serine/threonine kinase activity. Lineage: Eukaryota; Viridiplantae; Streptophyta; Magnoliopsida; Brassicales; Cleomaceae. The transcript has a single exon. The coding region runs from base 68 to 1510 and encodes 480 amino acids. Gene Ontology annotation, biological process: protein phosphorylation. Gene Ontology annotation, cellular component: cytoplasm; nucleus; plasma membrane.
UCAACCCUUAAAUCCGGGAAAAAACAUAACUUCAUCGGAGAAAAAGAAAGUUUUCAUAAACACGAACAUGGAAGAAGACGCUUAUUUUCCCGACACCGACCUCGAUCUGAGCUUCACAUCCACAACCACCGACCGUACAUUCGCCUCCUUGAGCGCCCGUUCGAGCCUCACUCUCAGCUUCAACGAGAGGCUAUCCACUGCAUCCGCCCCCACCACAACCGUCACCGCCUCCGCCGUCGGCCUCAAUCACCGGAAAUGCGACCCACAUUGGACCGCCGUGAGAGCCGCCACCGUACUCUCCUCCGAUGGCCGUCUCCACCUCCGGCACCUGAAGCUUGUCAGCCAACUGGGCGCCGGAAACCUCGGACGUGUCUUCCUCUGUCACCUCCGUGACUGUCCGAACUCGACCAGCUUCGCCUUGAAAGUCAUCGACCGUGAUUCCCUUACGGCGAAGAAGCUCGGUCACGUUCAGACAGAAGCCGAGAUCCUUUCCGGCCUCGACCACCCUUUCCUCCCUACGCUCUACGCCCGCAUCGAUGCCUCUCACUACACGUGUCUCUUAAUUGACUACUGUCCCAAUGGCGAUCUCCAUUCCUUGCUCCGCAAGCAACCCGGUAACCGGUUACCGGUUCAUCCUGUUCGGUUCUUCGCCGCCGAGGUCCUCGUCGCGCUCGAGUACCUCCACGCGCUUGGAAUCGUUUACAGGGAUUUGAAACCGGAGAACGUCUUGCUCCGAGAAGACGGGCACAUCAUGUUGUCGGAUUUCGACCUGUGUUUCAAAGCCGAUGUAGUCCCCACCUUCCGAACACGACGGAUCCGGAGAACUACGUCGUGUCGGAGGAGACGAAGUGGUUGUCUAUGUUCUGGGAGAUACGUAACAGAGGAGAGGGAGGAGUUCGUAUCGGAUUUCACGGCAGAGCCGGUGACGGCGUUUUCAAGAUCCUGCGUCGGAACCCACGAGUAUCUUGCGCCGGAGCUCGUCUCCGGAAACGGCCAUGGAAGCGGGGUCGAUUGGUGGGCCUUCGGGAUCUUCCUGUACGAGCUGUUAUACGGAACGACGCCGUUCAAGGGCGGGUGCAAAGAAUACACCCUGCGCAACAUAGCAUCUCCGGCAAAGAACGUGGUUUUCCCGGCGACGGAGGAGGCGGGGAUGGAGGAGGCGAUGGACUUGAUACAGAAGUUGCUGGUGAAGGACCCGAGGGAGAGGUUAGGGUGCGCGAGGGGUGCACAGGAUAUUAAACGGCACCCGUUCUUCGAAGGGAUCAAGUGGCCAUUGAUCAGGAACUACAAGGCUCCGGAAGUUCGGGGGCUGAUGAAGAAGACGACGGCGAUGUCACAUGCGGGUCACGUGACUGCCGUGUCCCCACGGCGAAGGAAGAUUUGGUUGUGGAGCGUUAUGUCGCAUUUACUGCGCAGUAAAAAUUCUAGUAGGAGCGGUAAAAGUCACAGCACUAGUAAUUACUAUCAUCACAGUGUGAGUAAAUGCUACGCGAAUGAAAAGCGCGCGUGAGGUUCUCUCUAUCUUUUUUUUUUGGUCGGUUUAAUUUUUAUUUUGUUGGAAAAUUUCACAUAAAAUUUAGAGAUAGAGUGGAAAAGAGAGUGAAUACUUGGAUUAGUAUACAAGUUAGGCUUUUGGACACACAUAUUCCUGAUUUGCUGUAUAUGAACAUUAUACA